Molecule: messenger RNA, 417 nt
Organism: Adineta steineri
Lineage: Eukaryota; Metazoa; Rotifera; Eurotatoria; Adinetida; Adinetidae
Source: the annotation of a GenBank genome assembly
AUGAAUAAAGAUGAAUCCAGUCGAACAUCAUCUCAGAUGCCGAUUUUAGAUAGCACUUAUAAUUACAAAAUAACAAUACUUUUAGUCAAAGCUUUAGCAUCAUUACAACAUCAUCGAAUACUUGCCAUUAGUAUUAUUAGGUCACAAAAUUCUGGUAAAAGUAUUUUAUCAAAUUAUAUGUUUGGCACAUUAUUUAAUAUUCAUGAUGGUAAAUGUACUCGAGGUAUCUAUGAAUCAUAUGUCAAAUCGAAUUUCAUGCUGAUUGAUACUGAAGGUUUAUUAAGGUGUGACAUGGGAAAUUAUCGUCAUGAACAACAGUUUCGACAUUUAAUCGAAAAUAUCAUUCGAAAUGAAAGCUUGAUGCCACGUGUAACUGCUAAACAAGAAUUCGAAUUAAUGUAUCAAAAAUACAAAUAA